AUGGCGUUUGCCAUCUUUGCCGCAACAGUGACCGCGCAGGGCCAGUUCAACAUUGCAGCAUUCCCUGCUGUCAACGAGGUUCCACCUGUCAACUCUACCGAAGUCAAAGAGUGGCUCAAAGGACUCUCGUUCGCAGAUGUCCCUGCUCUGCCUGUUCACACCGGCAAUCCCCCAACAUGCCCGCCCCUGGCAGCUAUCCCAGCUAAUCAAUGCUGGUGGACGUGUCAGAGUUGUCCAGCGGAUGAUAUCGAAACUUGCCCCACGCCCGGUACCUGGGGCCUCACAUUCGACGAUGGUCCUACCCCAAAUACUGUGGGCCUAUUGCAAACAUUGAAGACGAAUAACGUUAAGGCAACGUUCUUUGUCAUGGGAAGCAACGUUGUCCGGAACCCAGAAGUGAUGAAGCAGGAGGUAGCGGAUGGUCACCACAUUGCAUCCCAUACCUGGUCUCACCACCCUCUCACCACCCUCAGCAAUGAGCAGAUCGUUGCCGAGCUCAAAUGGACUGAGAAGGCCGUCAUGGACACUACAGGGCUGCGCAUGAAGUACAUGCGUCCACCCUACGGCGACAUUGAUAAUCGCGUGCGAGCUGUCGUCAAGAAGUUGGGCUACAUUAUCGUAGAUUGGUAA
Molecule: messenger RNA, 630 nt
Organism: Gamsiella multidivaricata
Lineage: Eukaryota; Fungi; Mortierellomycota; Mortierellomycetes; Mortierellales; Mortierellaceae
Exons: 2
Coding region: 1-630 (209 amino acids)
Biological process (GO): carbohydrate metabolic process
Cellular component (GO): membrane
Molecular function (GO): chitin deacetylase activity
Source: RefSeq, a predicted model, not a curated record